UGAUGAAGAAAACGAGCUGUUACUCUACUUUCCACCAGGUGCUACUAAUUCUCGUCUCUAAUCUUCUACCCUGUUUGGUUUCGUCCCUAACAUGCCAGAGAACCUGCGGGAGCCAAGUAAUCAGAUACCCGUUCGGGACCGGGCCGGGCUGCGGGGACCCCCGGUUCGAGCCUUACGUGACCUGCAACAGCCAGCAGCAGGUCCUGAGGUUGGGAACCCGCAGCGGGUGUUACCCGGUCACGGCCAUCGACUACGAGAGAGAGGUAAUUUACAUCUUUGACCCUUCCAUGUCCACCUGCUCUUGCACCCCGCCAAGCAGAGGGUUCAGCCUCGACGGGAAUGCUCCUUUCUCCUUCUAUGACUCCACCGUUUUCGCCCUUCUAGGCUGCUCGGGAGGGGUAAAUUCGUCUUCUCCGGUGUGCGAUUCCCAGGCGGCCCCAAUCUGCGACCUCCUAUACUCAUGCCAGCCAAUCACCAGCAGGGUGAACAACAUCCAGGUCUCCGGCGGUUGCUGCGUCUACGCGCCGGUGGAUCUCGGGCCGGCGUUUCAGAUGGACUUGGAGAAACUCCAGUGCGCCGGCUACUCCGCCAUGUACAGCGGCGGAGACGGGAACCCGCUGGCGUGGAAAUACGGGAUUGCCCUGAAAUAUAAGUUUAACUACAAUAACGAUUACCCGGAUCUGUGCGAAAGCUGCGAGAAGAGCAAUGGGGUUUGUGGGUACUCUGUACAGUAUAGAACUUUUCUGUGUAACUGUCCUGGCGGGUUCAAUUCUAGCUCGACUUGUUUCAUCCCUGCUUUGAGUGAUAGCAGCAAUCGUCUCAGGGGUCUCUCUUGGAAAGCAGGAGGAAUUUUGGUGGGUGUGAUCUUGGGAUUGUUGAAGUGGACGUGAUAAUCAACCAUAAAAUUCAACUUCCAUGAAUUAUUAUUUGAUCAGCAUGGUUAUUGGUUGGCCACUUUAAUUUGUUCUUGCAUCUUACGUACAUUUUUUUUAAAUGUAAAGGGCAUAUAAAAUCAUGAAAAUGUAAAAAUGCAAAUUGUUGCUUGCUUAGCAUGUUGUUUGUUUGUUUGUUUUGAUUUGGGAAAAUUUGUCAAUUAGUUGCCUCCUAUAUCGACAUCUGUCUAUCUUAUUUUAAAUACAAUUCCAUCUUGGCUAUUAACCGUAGAUCAAAUCUGGCUUGAUAGUUGUUACUCUUAAGUCGUAACAUAGCAAAAAUGCACUUACACUAUAAAUUAAAUAUACUCCGUAGUGUACAAAUCUGUGUCAUCAGAAGGGUAAAUAAAGGGUCGCAUCUCAAAUAUUAAAAAUGUUAAUGCGUAUUUAUUUAUAUGUAAAAGUUUAGAUAUAAAGAUUAUUUAUACGAGUUAACCAAAAUUAUGAUCAUGCCUAUACAUGCAUAUAUAUCCGGGCAAUCGCGCGCAAUUAUAAUGCCUACGUCAAUUCAGACGAUUUUUCCCAAAAUAAAAGUAAAACAGGUGGUUUCAGGCACUACUUACUCGAUCCUACUUUGGAGAAAACUAAGUACACCUAGCUAAUUAAAAAAUCAAAAAUCAUCGAACAUAUAGUCAUAUACUCGUAUUUAAAACAAUGCCCGAAAUCAUUUAUACCCCAAAGUGUCCAAAUUCCAAAACAUCUUGAAUAUGUUAUUUUGGUUGUAGAGUACAUUUUUUCAUUCAUCGUGUCGAAUCAAAUUCGAUAUGCUUUUGUCCCUUUAAAUUUUAUGAACUUUCCUUUUUUUAGAUUAAAAAACUUUACUAUUUUUCUUUCAAAUAAUUAAUUUGUAAUUUUAAUUAUUCUCUAUCAUCUAUACAAACAAUAACCAUAGUUAUAUUUAAUUAUUUGAGGUAUUUACCUAAAUAGGACUAAACCAAUCUUUAAUUGCUAAAAUAGGACUAAAGUAUAAAAUUCUCCUAAAUAGGAGUUAUAAUCUAUAAUUGGACAAAAGCGCCCUUGAUGCUUGGAAGUCAACCCGCCGCCGACCAGAACACUGGACCACCGCCGUUUCGCGGUCUGCCGCCGCCGGUCGCCGGAGAUCGCCGUCGCCUAAAAAAGUGACCUCUGUUGCAGAUCUGAUGUAACACCGCCCCCAAGUAAUUGUACUUUAUCAAAUUAUGUAUUGAACCCUGAGAAAUGAAUAAACACAUCUUUACGCGAUUGUAAAAUUUUCAUCAUUUCUUCUACGUGAGUAUUAGAAUUCACGUGGAGCCCACACCGGGAGUGGGGGGCCACCCGAUAUUGUCGGGACCGCAU
Molecule: messenger RNA, 2249 nt
Organism: Cuscuta epithymum
Lineage: Eukaryota; Viridiplantae; Streptophyta; Magnoliopsida; Solanales; Convolvulaceae
Source: the annotation of a GenBank genome assembly